Colletotrichum orchidophilum is the source of this 1203-nucleotide messenger RNA. RefSeq names its product alcohol dehydrogenase. The record is from RefSeq and is a predicted model, not a curated record. Lineage: Eukaryota; Fungi; Ascomycota; Sordariomycetes; Glomerellales; Glomerellaceae. Gene Ontology annotation, molecular function: zinc ion binding; oxidoreductase activity. The transcript is spliced from 3 exons. The coding region runs from base 1 to 1203 and encodes 400 amino acids.
AUGGCGGCUACUUCACGAGCUGCCAAAGCUUUCAUGCUCCGAACCUCAAAAUCAACACUACCUGCACUCACAGCCUCCAGCCGGGCGACGUGCUUCUCCCCAGCCUUGACUCGCACAAACUUGAGCCCUGCCGGCUCGCUAUUGAUGCGCCAUCUCGCAACGAUGAAAGCCCUCGUCUACGACGGUUCCAACUCAGUAUCUUUGAAGGACAAGCCCCUUCCGUCCAUUUCAAAGCCAACUGACGCCAUCGUCAAAGUGACCAAAACAACUAUUUGCGGCACAGAUCUCCACAUUCGCAAAGGCGACGUAGCGACAUGCCAACCAGGCACGACAUUGGGCCACGAGGGAGUGGGCAUCAUUCACUCGACGGGAGCUUCAGUUUCACGAUUCAAAGAAGGAGAUCGCGUCCUCAUUUCAUGCAUCUCUAGCUGUGCCACGUGCGAGUACUGCCGCCGGGGUAUGUACAGCCAUUGCACGUCCGGCGGGUGGAUCCUCGGAAACACCAUUGACGGCACCCAGGCCGAGUACGUCCGCAUUCCCCACGCCGAAUCCAGUCUCCACCCGAUCCCAGACGGCGCCGACGACGCCUCUCUGGUGAUGCUGAGCGAUAUUUUCCCCACAGGACUGGAGUGCGGCGUGCUUAAUGGCAAGGUGCAGCCGGGCGGCACUGUCGCCAUUGUGGGCUCGGGCCCGAUUGGUCUGGCGGCUAUUAUCACUGCUCAGAUGUACUCUCCGUCUCAAAUCAUUGCCAUUGAUAUGGACGCGAAGAGGCUUGACGUCGCACGGAAGUUUGGCGCGACGGAGACCAUUGACAGCUCCAAGACAGAUGCUGUCACCAAGGUGAAGGAGUUGACUGACGGCAAGGGUGCCGAUUCGGUCAUUGAAGCGGUGGGAAUCCCAGCAACCUUUGAUCUGUGCCAAAGUCUACUUGCCCCCGGAGGUGUCCUGGCCAACGUGGGAGUUCAUGGAACCAAGGUGGACCUUCAUCUCCAAAAUCUAUGGGACAAGAAUAUCUCAAUCACAACUAGACUCGUGGACACGAUAACGACGCCCAUGCUUUUGAAACUCGUGCAGUCUGGCAAAUUGCAGCCAUCACAACUCAUUACUCAUCACUUCAAACUUGGAGACAUGGAGAAGGCAUACGAUACGUUUGGAGAAGCAUCUAAGCAUGGUGCUUUGAAGGUUGUGAUUGAUGUCGAUUGA